CCUGCCACUGCCAUUGACAUUGACCGUCGGACUGCUGACAAUCCAGUAUUAUCAAUGAGUACAACACAUGCUCUUCCGCCGCUGGAUCCUUUACUGAGGAGGAGUGCAAAGCGCACAAGAGACAUAUUUGCAUCAUGUCCAAAUGACGGGAUGAAGGAAGAUGAGAAGAGUGCGCGAAUACGUCUGUCGGUGAAAAUUAACGAUGAAUACCGUGAUUUCAAAGAGCUCCCUCCUGCAUUACUUGCCCAACAAGGCCCUAUUGGACCUGCUCGGCCAAAGGAGCAGACAAAGUCUAUGGCACUCAUUGCCGCAAUAGACAACACACCUAAAGUGCAACCGUCCACGUUCUCUACAUCUGAUAAGCUCUCCGAGGCUUUGACCCUACACAAAACAACUCGUACCAUCAAGCCAACAUACCAUGCUCCAUGGAAGCUGUCUCGCGUCAUAUCCGGUCAUCUGGGUUGGGUUCGUAGUGUGGCGGUCGAGCCAGGGAAUAAAUGGUUUGCUACUGGUGCUGGAGAUAGAGUUAUCAAAAUUUGGGACUUGGCUUCAGGGGAGUUGAAGCUUUCCCUGACCGGUCAUAUUUCCACUGUCCGAGGGCUGGCCGUUUCACCGAGACACCCGUACUUGUUUUCGUGUGGUGAGGACAAGAUGGUCAAGUGUUGGGAUCUCGAAGCCAAUAAAGUCAUCCGGCAUUAUCAUGGUCAUCUUUCAGGCGUUUACUCGUUGAGUUUACACCCGACGUUGGAUGUUUUGGUCACAUCCGGUCGCGAUGCCUCAGCUCGUGUCUGGGAUAUGCGCACAAAGGCCCAGAUUCAUGUUCUCGCUGGGCAUUCCGCAACAGUAGCUGACGUCAAAUGCCAAGAAUCUGAUCCACAAGUCAUCACUGGAAGUAUGGACUCGACGGUUAGACUGUGGGACCUAGCAGCUGGAAAGACGAUGGUCACCCUCACUCAUCACAAAAAAUCUGUAAGGGCCCUGGCAAUUCACCCAACAGAAUAUUCCUUUGCAUCAGGUUCUGCAGGCGGUAAUAACAUAAAAAAAUGGAAAUGUCCAGAGGGUGCAUUUGUACACAAUUUCCCCGGUCAUAACGCUAUCAUAAAUACGCUUUCUGUCAACGCAGAAGGCGUAUUUUUCUCUGGUGGUGACAAUGGCACACUCACGUUCUGGGAUUACAAUACGGGGACUCCAUUCCAAAAUCUUGAUGACGUACCUCAACCCGGCUCCCUCGAGGCGGAAGCCGGCGUCUUUUGUUCGACCUUCGAUAUGACCGGAACACGGCUCAUCACUGGUGGAGCUGACAAGACUAUCAAGGUUUAUGCCGAGCAGUCGCAAUGAUUGCUGCACAUUUCGCUACAGAGUCUUGUUGUAGUAUUGUAUUGUACUUAUUAUUACGUGUGGGCAGUGGAAAACAUGGCAUUACACGCAGAUGAGGUCCGAAGUCCAGUUAAAAUUGACAAGAAUCAAGCCAAUACGUGAAGACAUGGG
Messenger RNA from Suillus discolor, 1488 nucleotides. RefSeq names its product WD40-repeat-containing domain protein. Gene Ontology annotation, cellular component: precatalytic spliceosome; Prp19 complex; catalytic step 2 spliceosome. The transcript is spliced from 6 exons. The record is from RefSeq and is a predicted model, not a curated record. The coding region runs from base 55 to 1338 and encodes 427 amino acids. Gene Ontology annotation, biological process: mRNA splicing, via spliceosome. Lineage: Eukaryota; Fungi; Basidiomycota; Agaricomycetes; Boletales; Suillaceae. Gene Ontology annotation, molecular function: protein binding.